This is a messenger RNA of Toxotes jaculatrix (banded archerfish), 1590 nucleotides long. It is a transcript of the gene tafa3a, whose product is annotated as TAFA chemokine like family member 3a. Bases 487 to 885 code for a protein of 132 amino acids. Gene Ontology annotation, molecular function: receptor ligand activity. The transcript has 5 exons. The record is from RefSeq and is a predicted model, not a curated record. NCBI's taxonomy places the organism in Eukaryota, Metazoa, Chordata, Actinopteri, Toxotidae.
CGCUGUGAUGAAUCCGGCUGCUCUCUCAUCCCUCGGACACCUCAAAUCCAUUUCUCUAACUGCACGAAGACGUUGCCAAAACCCAAAUGCAACCAGUACGUGGAAGGAGGAUUGUAAAACAUCACACCAUGCUUGAAUCCAGAAACUAUGAGUGACGGUCCGGCGUGUUGUGAAGCUGCUGUGUCGCUCUGGCGGAUGGGAAGUUGUGAGUCAGAGCCGGAGGACCAGCAACUUUUAUAGACUUUGUAAGUCCACCGCCUGCGAGUAGCCAGAAGCCCCAAUUUAGACUUCUUUGACUCAGGGAUUGUGCGUCUGGAGAGCUUUGACAUUAGACCAGUGUUUUUCAGGUUAUGUGUUGUCGAAGGCGUCUUGAAGCGACACGGAAAUUGCAUUUCUCUGAAGAAGAGGUCUCUGGUUUUUGUGGUUGACAAUGGAGAAUAAAUGAAAGGGACGUUUCCCGGGAUUAAUUGACUGCACAACGACAGAAUGCGGAAGAGGGACCUACAGAGCAUGUGCAGAAGGGCGCUGCUGCUGACCGUCUGUAUGGUGUCUCUCUGGGGACAACUGACCAGUGCAUCGUCACACAGAAGCCACAUAGUUCAUGUGAAAGCGGGAACCUGCGAAGUAAUUGCUGCACACCGAUGCUGCAACAAGAACAAGAUCGAAGAGAGAUCCCAGACUGUCAAAUGCUCCUGCUUUCCUGGACAGGUGGCGGGUACAACAAGAGCGGCUCCAUCUUGUGUAGACGCAUCGAUAGUUGCACAGAAGUGGUGGUGCCAGAUGCAUCCCUGCAUGGACGGAGAAGAGUGUAAAGUGCUGCCAGAUCUCAAAGGAUGGAGCUGCAGUACAGGAAACAAAGUUAAGACAACCAAGGUCACACGAUAGUCGUCCGUUUCCAGGAUAACCUUGUUUGGAACCAGAUGUUUCUUUGACCAACACCAUAGGACAUUUGGAUAUCAUGUGUUUUGAGGAUUGGUGGAAGCCAGGGACCAACAAGGACAAUAAUCAUGGACAUUCCACUGAAUGAAUGGAGGAGAAGGACAAGGGAGCAUCAUACAAGACUACAUAUCCAAAAAGAUUCCUGACUUUAGAUCCAGCAUCAACAGUAGCUGUCUCUGAACUCUACUGCCCACCAAAUUUCUCUUUGUAUUAUAGUUUUAUUCCCAUGGACUAGAAGACUCUACCAUGAAGAUAAUUAUUGAUUUAAAGACUGUGGGUUACACAAGAAAAAAAAAUCACCCUUAAAACAAAACCAUGUGAUGUGAAGCUUUUGUGUUAUUUUCUUGCCACAAAGAACCCCAGGACUCUUGAUGCAUAUCUGUGUUGAAGAUCUAGUGAGAUCAUAAGCAUUUUCAUUCCUUUUAGCCUUAUGGAGCAGAUAUCUCUUCUGUUUCUUUUUUUGUUGAUUCAAAACUAUCAAGUGUUUGGCUUUCUUAAGUUUGUUAGGACGCCAAGUCUUCUUUUCAAAGCCAAAAGACGAUAUCACAACAAUAAAACCCAGAAAAAUGUAACAAUGUUUGACUACAAGUCACCAAUAGUCAACACAGCUGAGUUCUGCCAAAAUGUUUUAAUGGUAUCUGUUGUUUUCAA